CCUGAGUCACCUCUCCAUACCAUAGAGCUGGAAGGGGUUGCUGUCAGGGGUCCAGGAACUCCUUUGCCUAGAAGGAAAGCUAGCAGUGACCAACUGGGAGGGGGACAAGAGCAUGUGGCUGGAUUGGAAGUGGCCACGAAGGUCACAUCUUGCCUGGUGUCCUCACCUCCUGACACAGGGGUCUAAGUAUCACUGUGAUCCCUGCCAGCGUCCAUGAGACAGGCAAGAGAAAGAGUGCUUUGUGAAGGCCCUGCAGUAGAGGACAGACACAGAAGUGGAACUUCACGAAGAAGCUUGAUCCCAGGGCCACUGGAGUCUGAGGACCAGUGGAUGGAGAGCCAUGAUAAUCCAGCACCAUGUUCCAGGACAGUUCUGUAUGAACUUCUCAUAUCCAGGAAAUGGAGCAAGAGGAAAGCCAAGCAGAAGGCAUCCAUUUCCAGCACCCUCAACACCUUUUCACAGGACGGGGCUAUUUCACAGGGAGAAUGGCAAUCAAGGAGAGACAAGACCAAGGCAGAAGGAAUCUGCCAUCCCUUCUUGUAAAAACAGAAGAAUGAAAUCAUUCUGGGGAAGGCACAUGUCUGCUGGGAAAACAUCAUCCCAAAAUUGCAACAUCACUAAUCAUAUGAAGAAUAGGAAUAAACUAGACGAUAUGAAAUUUUAUAUCAGGAAGAUAAAUGCUGAGAGGUUAGAACUUUUUCGAAUCUUGGACAUUGACAUGAAUACUGAUUUGAACUACAGGAUGAACAUUGAAUUCACCAUCAUUAAAUCACAACAUGAGAAGACAAUGUUGGAUAUGGAAAAAAUAACACAGUCAAUAAAUGAUACCAUUGAGAAGUACAAGGAAUUCAUAGAAGAUAAGGAUUCCUACAGGUGUGAAAUACUCCAGCAGAAACUGGAACAUGGAACAGACCAGCACAAGGUCUCCUUUGAAGAUAAAUUCUAUAGGAGGACCUCUGUGUGUGCAAAGCAAAUACUUCACCUCAUCCCCAGUAAUCAUGGCUAUCAUCUGCUGCAUUUUCUUCCUUUACUUUUGUUUCCUUGCAAUGAAUAGCCCUUAAUUUCAUCUGGGCUCAGGCUCAGCAAGAGUGAGCAUGUAGAGGGAUUCAGACAUGUGCUGAGACACAUCAAGAGCUGCUGGGAAAACAGGAAGAUUCUGAGUGUAAAUUUGUCUUGUCCUGAUAGGUCAUCAAGGAAAAUUAGAAAAUCAUUGUACAAAAUCACAAAGACUUUGAGCUAAAUUCUGUAACAUGUUUUCUGCUUAGUCUUGGGUGUCCAUAUUUUUCAAAACCAUACUCCAAAAAAGGAGACCUACUUACAUUCCUCUUGUAAAGAUUGUUACCAGAAGUAACUUAUUUUCUACUGUGUUGCCAAAGACAGCCAUUGGCUGUAAGUCUGUGCUGCAAAACAACAGCCAAAGAAGGCUCUUUAGCACAAUUCUUGCUUUUAGAUUUUGGUUUGAGCUUGGAUUACUUUUGUUCUUUGGUUUUCUUUAGUUUCAAUAGAAGUUUUUUUGUUUGUUUGUUUGUUUGUUUCUUUGGUGUUGUUUGGUUUUUGUAAUUGAUUUAAUAUUUUGAUAAGGCUAUACACUGUACAUAUUGACUGCCCACUUUUAGUUACUAUUGAGUAAAUUGGAUGUAUUCUUGUGAAUAAAACAGUGAUCUCUAA
Messenger RNA from Mus musculus (house mouse), 1668 nucleotides. Its product is annotated as predicted gene 8126. The coding region runs from base 341 to 1054 and encodes 237 amino acids. NCBI's taxonomy places the organism in Eukaryota, Metazoa, Chordata, Mammalia, Rodentia, Muridae. The record is from RefSeq and is a predicted model, not a curated record. The transcript is spliced from 6 exons.